AUGUCAACACCAGGCCUUUUCAACAAGAUCCCGAGUUCGCGAUAUAUCAAUGUAACUUCCGUCCCUCAGCAACAUCUACAAGGACAGACGUAUCCCGUCGUUGUGGGAGGCACUCUCGGCGGAGGGAGCUCCGUCAAUCGUCUCUUCUUCUCGAGAGGAAGUCAGUCUGAUUAUGAUGCCUGGGAAAGCUUGGGUAAUAAGAACUGGUCGUGGCACGCUCUCGAACCUUACUUCUUGAAGAGCACCAACUUCACUCCCCCAUAUGAGAGGGCUAGGGAUAUCUGGAAUUUCACCUGGGACGAACGGGCUUGGGGCAAUGCCGGUCCGAUACAUGUCACUUUCCCGCCUUUUCAAUGGGAAACAUUCUCGAGCUUCAGAAAUGCCUUUGCUGAAGUGACAGGAAUCGUGAAUGGUGCUCCGAUUCCACAUCCCAUUGACGGUAAUACUGGUUCGGCGGUCGGAGCACUUUGGGUCCCGGCCAGUCAGGACGGCGAAGAGCAGACUCGUAGUUCUGUCGUGACUGGUUACUACGAGGUGGCUCGCCGUGCAUCUAAUUUCAAGCUGAUGCUCGACACCAAGGUGACAAGGGUCGUGUUUGAGGAUAAAGUAGCCGUCGGUGUGGAAGUCUCGGAUCGCCAGACAAAACGCAUGACAAUGAUCAACGCCAGGAAGGAGAUCACCCUCGCAGCGGGAGCGAUUAACACUCCGAAUAUCUUGCAAAGGUCAGGCGUUGGGUUGAAAAGUAUGCUGGAAGAGGCGAAGAUCACAGUAGUCCAUGAGCUACCCGGUGUGGGUAUGAACUUCCAGGACACGCCCACAAUGGUGUCCGUCUACGACCUGACCAGAGAAACCACGCUACAGAGACUCUGGACGGAUAUGGGAAAGAACGCAACGGCUCGCAUUCGCAAGCAGUUUGAGCACGAGUAUUCCGUCAGCCGUUCUGGGCCUUUGACCAUGGCUCAAGCUAGCUUUGCGGCUUUUCUGGCACUUCCACACGUCACAGCCCGAUGGAAUGCCACAGUGAUGAGCAUACAAGCGCAAGACCCGUUCGCAAAUUUGCCCUCGCUCUACGCCCCAAGCGUGAGAGAGGGAUAUCAGCACCAGCGCAAGAUCAUUCUUGACCAUCUGAAGAGCACCGUAAGCGCAGCUUUUGAAUUUCCGGUCAACGGUCGAACGGAUCCCUUCCAAGGACUUCUGCUGAAACCUCUGUCCCGGGGAACUGUGACGCUGAACACCUCAGAUCCCGAUUUGGGGCCAUUGGUGGACUACAGAGCGCUCGCCGAUCCAGGCGAUAGAAUGCUCAUCGCUCACAUGAUGGAUUUUACCAGGGCUCUGAUGAGUACUGCAACGCUGCAACAUGAGCUCCGCCCAGUAGCAGUACCAGAACCAUCAGAAGACAGCGAUUCGAUGAUCGACACCGCAAUCAGGGAGCGAACGCUCUCACCAUCCUGCUCUCAUCAGUGUGGGACCUGUGCAAUGCUCCCAUUGCAUUUGGGUGGCGUGGUCGACGAUCAGCUCAUGGUGUACGGCGUCAGCGGACUAAGCAUCGUCGAUUCGAGUAUCUUGCCUAUGCUUCCUGGUGCAAGGCUGGGGAGCACAGUGUUUGCGGUUGCCGAGAAAGCUGCGGACAUCAUUUUGCUGAGGCAUCGGACUGGGUAG
This is a messenger RNA of Cercospora beticola, 1659 nucleotides long. RefSeq names its product GMC family oxidoreductase. Gene Ontology annotation, biological process: secondary metabolite biosynthetic process. Gene Ontology annotation, molecular function: oxidoreductase activity, acting on CH-OH group of donors; flavin adenine dinucleotide binding. NCBI's taxonomy places the organism in Eukaryota, Fungi, Ascomycota, Dothideomycetes, Mycosphaerellales, Mycosphaerellaceae. The record is from RefSeq and is a predicted model, not a curated record.